UGCUGUUGCGGAGAUACGGGGAGCUUGUUCGUUUUGUCAAAGCAAUCACUUCCAUUAUAAAGGAGCUAAGUAUCAAUAACUUUUGCUUAUUUGAUUUUUCUUUGUUUUUGAUUAUUGCACCCAACACUUAUUCCUAGUAGUCUUUCAUGUUGUUUUUAAUGAGCCUCGUGGAGCUUAUGGUGCGAGAAUUGGCGGUAGCAUUUCUGAUGCUCCAGAUACGGAUCUGGCUCUAGACGCGGAUACGGCUUCAGAUAUAACUCAGGCUUCAGAUAUGACUCCCGCUUUGGAGACACCAUUGACAGCGGGUGGAGUGUGUAAAACUAUGGUCACAAGAGCAGGUUACAAAUGCCAGGAAAUCACUGUGACAACCGAGGAUGGUUAUAUUCUUUCCCUUCAAAGGGGCAACAGCGCUAAAAGUAAUGUAAAGACAAAAGAACCAGCCUUCUUGCAGCACGGGUUAUUUAUGGACGGAGCGUCAUGGUUUCUAGAUUCACCGAAAGAAUCUCUAGGAUUCAUACUAGCUGAUAAUGGUUAUGAUGUUUGAGUCGGUAACACCAGAGGAACGAGAUACAGUCGUGGUCAUACUAAACUUAAUUCAAUUUUACCUCAAUUCUGGGAUUAUUCGUGGGAUGAAAUGGCACAAUAUGAUCUUCCAGCUUAUAUUAAUUUCGUUUACAAACAAACUAAGAAGGAGAUUAACUACAUUGGACAUUCCCAGGGAACAAUUAUAGCACUCGCAUCAUUCUCUCUGGGGCGUGAAAGUACUAGUGAAAUUGUUUCCAAGCUGAAAGCAGCUGCAGUGCUCAGCCCCGUUGCUUAUUUGAGCAAUAUGCUCAACGAAAUGAGUCGGGUUGAGUUUGCAAGCAGCAAUCCAAUGGCCGAAGUCAAUACUGCGGACCAACGUACCGCCGCCUAUCUCGGGGGUAUUUGCAAAUCUGUACAGGGGAUGAAUUGUUUUGACAUGGUAUCGAGUUUUACAGGAAAAAAUUGCUGCCUCAAUGCAACGUCUUUUGAUAAAUUCAUUGCAAAUUCACCUCAAUCGACUUCAGCGAAGAACAGCAUGCAUUUAGCUCAAACGAAUUCAGGGAAAUUUACGAAAUACGAUUACGGGAUCGGCAACAUGCUAAAAUAUGGACAGACAACGCCACCUCUUAUCCUUUAACUGACAUUCCUAAGGAUCUUCCAAUUUUCAUAAGUUACGGAGUCAAUGAUGCACUAGCCGACCCGCAGGACGUCGAACAUUUACUGAGUGGUAUGGAUCAUCCUAAAAAUAAACUUGAAGUUCAAAAGAUUGAGAACUACGGUCAUCUUGAUUUUAUCAUCGCUACUAAUGGUAAUCGUAUCGUUUUCAAGCCUAUGAUCGCAUUCCUCGAGCGUCGAAAAUAAUUCAGCAAUUUGUCCGCUUGCUUGUUAUUCAUUGUUAUGUCAGUUACGGGUUAUAAAUAACACAAAAUUGGUUAAAAAGACCAAAAUCAAUAAUUUUGGGGUAAAAAGGACAGUUAGAUUUUGAUACUGUUUAAAUGGCCAAAAAUUAUUUUGAUACUGCUUAAAUGGCCAAAAGUUUAAAAAUAGUCAAGAUGUAACCGGUUUCAUCCUGCCAAUUUUCAAAUAUUUUUUCUUAUUUUUAAUUUACACAGGAUGUAUCCAGUUUCACCUUGGUAUUUUUUAAGUUUAAGCUAGGAUGAAUCCAGUUUCAUCCUUGCUAAUUUUUUUUUGUCCAUUUCACCCAAACUAUUUUUUACUCAUCCAUUUAAACCGUGAUUUAAAAAUAUUUGGACAAAUGACCCAUUUUCCGUAGAAAUAAUCCAGUUGGCUUGUAUUAGGAGAUAUGUAUUUAUUGUGUAUAUUGUACAUAUGGUUACAUAUUUUUGUUACUUAGAAAAUAUACUUAUCACAUUUAGAUUU
Messenger RNA from Papaver somniferum (opium poppy), 1905 nucleotides. Its product is annotated as triacylglycerol lipase 2-like. Lineage: Eukaryota; Viridiplantae; Streptophyta; Magnoliopsida; Ranunculales; Papaveraceae. The transcript has 9 exons. The record is from RefSeq and is a predicted model, not a curated record. The coding region runs from base 635 to 1162 and encodes 175 amino acids.